Messenger RNA from Prosopis cineraria, 1673 nucleotides. Its product is annotated as UDP-glucuronic acid decarboxylase 2. Gene Ontology annotation, molecular function: UDP-glucuronate decarboxylase activity; NAD+ binding. The transcript is spliced from 7 exons. Gene Ontology annotation, biological process: D-xylose metabolic process. Bases 69 to 1367 code for a protein of 432 amino acids. The record is from RefSeq and is a predicted model, not a curated record. Lineage: Eukaryota; Viridiplantae; Streptophyta; Magnoliopsida; Fabales; Fabaceae. Gene Ontology annotation, cellular component: cytoplasm.
UCGGAUCUGCCCACAUCCUCCCGAAACGCCAACCUCUGUUCGGAUCCGUUCCUGCAAUUUCUGCCGCCAUGGCCUCCGAACUCAUUUUCAGAGGCCACGAGUCCCAGCCCGUCCACGAUUCCUACUCCCCCAAGCCCCUCAAGCCUUGGCUCUCCCUCACCCGCCCCAUCCGCUAUCUCCUCCUCGAGCAGCGCCUCCUCUUCGUCCUCCUCGGCAUUGCCAUCGCCUCCCUCUUCUUCAUCUUCUUCCCCUCCUCCCGCAUCCCUCCCCGCCCCGACUCUCUCCCCGUCCCUUACUUCCAGUACGACUCCGCCCCUUUGUUCCAUGAGCCCAGGAUCGACCGCUCUCUCCCCCACAGGAUGCCUGUUCAUUCCUUCGGCAAGGUCCCCUUGGGGAUUAAGAGAAAGGGACUCCGCAUCGUUGUCACCGGCGGCGCGGGUUUUGUCGGUUCCCACCUCGUGGAUCGUCUGAUUGCCAGGGGCGACAGCGUCAUCGUCGUCGAUAAUUUCUUCACCGGAAGGAAGGAGAACGUGAUGCACCACUUCGGGAACCCCAGAUUCGAGCUCAUUCGGCACGACGUCGUCGAGCCCCUCUUGCUGGAGGUGGAUCAGAUCUAUCAUCUUGCAUGCCCUGCAUCCCCCGUUCAUUACAAGUUCAACCCGGUCAAGACUAUCAAGACCAAUGUGGUGGGAACCUUGAACAUGCUGGGGCUGGCUAAAAGAGUCGGCGCAAGGUUUUUGCUCACCAGUACCAGCGAGGUUUACGGCGAUCCUCUUCAACACCCUCAGAAGGAGACUUACUGGGGCAACGUCAAUCCUAUUGGUGUCCGAAGUUGCUACGACGAGGGAAAGCGUACGGCCGAGACGUUGACAAUGGAUUACCACAGAGGAGCAGGCGUUGAGGUUAGAAUUGCUAGAAUCUUUAACACCUAUGGUCCCCGAAUGUGCCUGGACGAUGGUCGCGUUGUCAGCAACUUCGUUGCUCAGGCGUUAAGAAAGGAGCCUUUGACUGUAUAUGGGGAUGGAAAGCAGACAAGGAGUUUUCAGUAUGUUUCUGAUUUGGUCGAGGGUCUGAUGCGCCUUAUGGAGGGAGAGCAUGUGGGGCCUUUCAACCUCGGAAAUCCUGGUGAAUUCACCAUGCUCGAACUUGCCAAGGUGGUGCAAGAAACGAUAGACCCCGAUGCGAAGAUAGAGUACAGACCCAACACAGAGGAUGAUCCACACAAGAGGAAGCCUGAUAUUUCAAGGGCCAAGGAACUAUUAGGGUGGGAGCCCAAGGUGGACCUGCGCAAGGGACUGCCUUUAAUGGUUUCUGACUUCCGACAACGUAUUUUUGGUGACCACAAGGAAGGUGCAACCUCCACCUAAUUCUUGACUAGAAACACCAAUGUGCCAUACAGAAGCAGACAACAGGGGAGGAUCAAGGAUGGUUGUCGUCUGCCAGGCAGAGUUAGGGGUCUUUCCCCAUAUCCUCAACCUCAAGAUCCACCUCUACGUGGAUUUUCUUGUUCACCCUUUUCAAGAUUGGUAGUCAACCAGAGCGUUACAUUUCUUAAAUUUCUCCCCGUCUAUUUUUUUUUCUCAUUUAUUUUUUUUCUUGUUGGGAUGUUUAUGUAUAAGAGGCUAGUUAUACUAUACUUAUUAUGAUGAUGAUGGUGAUGGUGAUUAUACUUA